Trichoderma breve is the source of this 1101-nucleotide messenger RNA. Its product is annotated as alcohol dehydrogenase groES-like domain-containing protein. Gene Ontology annotation, biological process: D-sorbitol catabolic process. The coding region runs from base 1 to 1101 and encodes 366 amino acids. NCBI's taxonomy places the organism in Eukaryota, Fungi, Ascomycota, Sordariomycetes, Hypocreales, Hypocreaceae. The record is from RefSeq and is a predicted model, not a curated record. Gene Ontology annotation, molecular function: L-iditol 2-dehydrogenase (NAD+) activity; zinc ion binding. The transcript has 5 exons.
AUGGCCACCACCACGGGACAGAAUCCGGCUUUUGUACUGAAAGCAAUUGGGGAUGCAGAUUUUGAAGAGAGACCAGUCCCCAAGCUGAGGGAUGCUUGGGAUGUUCGAGUUCAUAUUGCCCAGACCGGGAUAUGCGGGUCGGAUUUGCAUUACUAUGACAACGGCAGAAUCGGAGAUUUUGUCCUGACUACGCCCAUCAUUUUGGGACACGAAAGCUCAGGAACUGUUGUAGAAGUGGGCUCUGCGGUCAAAAACCUCAAAAUUGGAACCCGUGUCGCCAUCGAACCUGGUGUACCGUGUCGACACUGUGAUUACUGCCGCUCUGGUUCCUACAAUCUGUGCCCCGACACAGUCUUUGCUGCUACCCCACCAUGGGAUGGUACUCUCGCUAAAUACUACAUCGUCGCGGCAGACUAUUGCAUUCCUCUUCCAGAUCAUAUGGAUAUGGAGCAAGGAGCUCUGGUCGAACCAGUAGCUUGUGCCGUUCAAAUGACAAAAGUAGGCAAUGUGCGAGCCAACCAAACUAUUGUUGUCUUCGGCUGUGGUCCCAUUGGCGUCCUCUGUCAAAAGGUCUCGAAAGUUUACGGCGCCAAAAAAGUGAUUGGAGUGGAUAUCAGCCAGGGAAGACUGGAUUUCGCGAAAAGCUAUGGCGCCGAUGGGGUUUUCUUGCCUCCCCAGAAGCCAGCAACUGUUAAGACUGACAAUGAGUGGAACGAACAGUUGGCAAAAAUGAUCAAGGAGAAAUUCGACCUCGGAGACGGUCCGGAUGUUGUGAUUGAGGCUACGGGCGCUGCAAGCUGCAUUGCAACUGGAGUUCACUUGACAAAGAAAGGGGGCACGUAUGUGCAAGCAGGUAUGGGCAAAGAGGUUGUAGAAUUUCCGAUCACCGUCGCGUGCAUUCGUGAUCUGACUAUUCGUGGCUCGAUUCGCUACACGACGGGCUGCUAUCCAACUGCCGUUGAUCUGGUCGCUAGUGGUAAAAUCGACGUGAGACCACUAGUCACAAACAGAUUCAAGUUUGAGGACACAAAGGAUGCUUUUCAGUUGGUGCGGGAAAGGCACGAGAACGUCAUUAAAGUUCUAAUCCAGGGAGUUGUCUAG